UUGUCUCCUCUCCCUGUCCUCCUCACAAUUGCUUCACAAUGGGUGUCCCCUUCGAGGCUUUGCUCCCUUAUGGCAUCAUCAUCGGCUUUAUGGGCGUGACCGGUGCCGGUCUCACCGCCGUCAAGUACUGGUCCAACGAGGGAAAGACCGCUCGCUGGAACCGGGAUCUGUGGGAUAGACAAAUGAUGGAGAGAGAUCUUAGACUUACGGGAACCAUGCGAGGCCAAUCAAGCAACGAGGUGGCCCCCAAGGGAUUCGAGCUCAGCAAUCCCUGGAAGGUCGAAAAACGGAUUUACUAGGCCGGAUCGACAUGGGUCGAGUUUGGCGUUAUGUCCUUGUCCACGUUGUAUUUGUUCAGCCGCAGUUUUCUUUACUUUCUUGAAAUACAUAUCCACAAGCUCUAGAAGAAAUUCUAUCUGUACAGCACUCC
Messenger RNA from Aspergillus steynii IBT 23096, 430 nucleotides. RefSeq names its product NADH dehydrogenase [ubiquinone] 1 alpha subcomplex subunit 1. The transcript is spliced from 5 exons. Bases 39 to 299 code for a protein of 86 amino acids. The record is from RefSeq and is a predicted model, not a curated record. Lineage: Eukaryota; Fungi; Ascomycota; Eurotiomycetes; Eurotiales; Aspergillaceae.